AUGGAAUCUUGCUUGUCGUCCUCCCAGCAAAACCAACUACAACUAGCACCUCAACAAGUACAACCUCUACGUCUACAAGCACGUCUACCAGCACAUCAACUAGUACAUCUACAGUACUACAGUACUUCAACCAGUACGUCUACUAGCACAUCUACAAGUACAUCUACUAGCACGUCUACUAGCACAUCUACCAGUACAAGUACGUCUACCAGUACUUCAACUAGUACAUCGACAAGUACUUCUACUAGUACAUCUACAAGCACUUCGACAAGUACGUCUACUAGUACGUCUACAAGUACAUCUACCAGUACUUCAACCAGCACAUCAACUAGUACAUCUACAAGCACAUCUACUAGUACGUCUACAAGCACGUCUACCAGCACAUCAACCAGCACAUCUACCAGUACAUCGACCAGUACUUCGACGAGCACAUCUACCAGUACAUCUACAAGUACUUCAACCACAUCAACUAGUACCUCCACCUCCACAAGUACCUCCACCAGUACAUCUACCUCUACUUCUACAACGACCACCACCACGUACAGUCCAGGCUGCGCUGACAAGCCCGUGGAGCCAGCGAACAGGGUCACCGUGACGACCUGUGGAGAUAUAUUGCCAGAGUAUCGAGAUAUCUGCACCUGUCUCCCGUGCUCACAGUUCUCCCGACUUCAGCUGAACUGCAGCAUCUGCUCCGGCUGCGACAUGGAGAUCUUCGCUGUCCACGAUUUCCAAAUCAACCUGGCCCUCCACUUCAUCUUCAAUAAUAGCUGUCCGUACCCGGUUAAUUUGGGAGACCUUACGUACGGCAACGAAGCCAGGUUCGUGGUGCUGCUCCUGUGUUAUCCGAUUCCGUCGCGGAUCACCUUCCCCGGUCCCUUCCCCACGUGGCCGGCCGUCAGGAUCGUUUUCUAUAUGACCGGAUGCCCGAACUUGUUCACCGGCGAGCCCUGUAUUGACCUCACUGGCCGUCGGCGCCGCACUUCCACCGGCAUUCAAGGUCAAGCCAUUUCUUACGAGAGCCCGAGACCCGAUAGGUGGACGGGAGGGAAGUCGGUGUUGUCGGGGACCCCGUCGGACGGCCAGAGUCUCCGGUCCCACUCCGAGCAGGAAGAUCUGUCUUGGCUCAGCGUCUUCUCCAAUCUCACUCAUCUAUAUCUCAUCGAGGUCAAAGUGGACACCUCGACGCUGCCGGUGCUAGAACACCUGCACACCCUCGUCAUCCAAGACGGGACGGGAGUGAUGGAGCAGGACAACUACGACCUGCGUCAUCUCAGUCACGUCCAGGAAGUGUUUCUGACUCUGGGCGAGACGACGCUCCACUCCGACUUCGUGAUGCUCGAGUCGGACAGCCUUCAGUACGUGGAGGUCGCGGUCCCCAACGCCAAGGUGAACAGCCUGGAGAUCAACUUCAUCAACCUGGGGGCGUCAGGGGGGCGAAUCUCCCCUCCUGCUUCCGGAUCGCUUCGGACAGUCGUUCCGGAGGUCACCAUGAAGGUCAACCGAGUUCACAUGCCCUUUGUCCUGUACCCUGUGUUCCUGCCGCUGCUGAAGGUCGCCGUCAUCCACUGGGUCAAUGACGAUGGCACCUACGUCUCCUGCGACCACUGUGGCAUCGCCUGGUUCUGGACCCUCAGCGAGCAGGAGCUAGAGUGCCUGCAAGUCGCGUGCACCAACCCCGAGGGCCAGCUGAUGAUGGCACAGGACUACAUUCGCGGGGGAGGAAGCAACCCGUGUGCCAUCUACUUUGGCUAAGGAGGACCGCCGCCUGCCCACGGAUCGCGCCCGGUGCCUCGUCCGUUCUUGAGGAGUGCCAGUGCCAUGGAGCCGGAGAAAUACACCUUCGUUCCCAAUUGUAUUUUCAUUCAGAUCUUCCUCGAGUUUGGAGUUAUUGUUGGUUUUAUGUAGUGAGUGAUAACGGUUGAUGAAAAUACUCUUCAUAUACGUUGAAAGUUGAAGCCA
This is a messenger RNA of Penaeus vannamei (Pacific white shrimp), 1959 nucleotides long. RefSeq lists its product as uncharacterized. Lineage: Eukaryota; Metazoa; Arthropoda; Malacostraca; Decapoda; Penaeidae. The record is from RefSeq and is a predicted model, not a curated record.